This is a messenger RNA of Morchella importuna, 567 nucleotides long. RefSeq lists its product as uncharacterized. Gene Ontology annotation, biological process: endoplasmic reticulum to Golgi vesicle-mediated transport; intra-Golgi vesicle-mediated transport. The record is from RefSeq and is a predicted model, not a curated record. Gene Ontology annotation, cellular component: cytosol; TRAPP complex; cis-Golgi network membrane. The transcript is spliced from 6 exons. Lineage: Eukaryota; Fungi; Ascomycota; Pezizomycetes; Pezizales; Morchellaceae. The coding region runs from base 1 to 567 and encodes 188 amino acids.
AUGUCAGCGAACAAAGCUGCCCGUAUCGGCGAAGAAGUAUGGAAGACUCGCAUCGACAAAGUGAAUGCAGAACUAGUCACCUUAACUUAUGGGUCUAUCGUCGCUCAACUCUGCAAAGAUUAUGAGGGCGAUUAUAUCGAAGUGAAUAAACAACUCGAGAAGAUGGGUUAUAACAUUGGGCUGCGAUUGAUCGAGGACUUUCUGGCAAAAACCAAUAUGGGGAAGUGUAUAAACUUCAAGGAGACCGCCGAGACCAUCUCAAAGAUCGGAUUCAAGGUGUUUUUGAAUAUAACACCGACUGUAACCAACUGGACGACAGACGGAAAGCAAUUUUCACUCACCUUUGAGGAGAACCCACUGGCAGAUUUCGUCGAGCUACCGGAUGAUGGGAGGGCACAAAACGAGCUCUGGUAUUCAAAUCUUUUGUGUGGGGUCCUGAGAGGCUCCUUGGAAAUGGUACAAAUGCAGGUUGAUGCACAUUUUGUGAAGAUUGAGGUGUACUGUAGAAAUAUUACAAUGGAUUGGGCCGCUACUCAAUUAAUAGACACUUGGCAGCAAAACCCUUAG